Messenger RNA from Drosophila miranda, 675 nucleotides. Its product is annotated as DNA-directed RNA polymerases I, II, and III subunit RPABC1-like. NCBI's taxonomy places the organism in Eukaryota, Metazoa, Arthropoda, Insecta, Diptera, Drosophilidae. The transcript has a single exon. Gene Ontology annotation, cellular component: RNA polymerase II, core complex; RNA polymerase III complex; RNA polymerase I complex. Bases 219 to 446 code for a protein of 75 amino acids. Gene Ontology annotation, molecular function: DNA binding; DNA-directed RNA polymerase activity. Gene Ontology annotation, biological process: DNA-templated transcription. The record is from RefSeq and is a predicted model, not a curated record.
UCGAUAUACUGAGCCACGCAACUCUGUUUUGUACAUUUCGUUUGCAACUGAGUCGUAAAUACCGAAAGGUCGGCAUCAAAGUCAUCAAACGCUACUGUUUCCGCAUGCAGGAGGAGAGCAUUUAUCGCGCCAUUAUAUAUAACGUCGUCGGCCAGGCAGGCGCUCAUUGAGAGUACCCCACCAAGUACGUUCUGGAACAGUUCCUAAAUGACGAGUUGAUGUUCAAUAUCACCGAGAAUGAGAAUGUGCCGGAGCACGUGGUGAUGACACCGGACGAGAAGCAGGAGCUGCUCAGUCGCUACAAGCUAAGGGAUUCCAUGCUGAUGCGCAUCCAGGUCAACGAUCCGGUGUCACGCUACUUCGGCCUGAACCCCGGCCAAGUGGUGAAGAUUAUCCGCUCCUCUAAGACGGCCGGUCGCUACAUCUCAUACCGCAUCGUCGUCUAAGUGCUCGCCACCAUUCUAUACACAAGUUAGUUGCUCAAACAAAUAAUAAUUUAUCGAAGAAGAAUCGAAAAUCAUUCCAGACACUCUUCUCUUCGAUAAAGCGAAAACUUUUCCACAAAUACAAACUUUUGAGGUUAUGUUAUUUUAGCAGCUCGACUAGCCUAGAAUCGAUGCCGAUUAAACCGAUAGGUGUCAAGUCGAAGUACAAAAAAUCUGUGUUCUGUGUUAU